Pantherophis guttatus is the source of this 3097-nucleotide messenger RNA. It is a transcript of the gene RXRB, whose product is annotated as retinoid X receptor beta. NCBI's taxonomy places the organism in Eukaryota, Metazoa, Chordata, Lepidosauria, Squamata, Colubridae. Gene Ontology annotation, molecular function: zinc ion binding; sequence-specific DNA binding; nuclear steroid receptor activity. Gene Ontology annotation, biological process: regulation of DNA-templated transcription. Gene Ontology annotation, cellular component: nucleus. The record is from RefSeq and is a predicted model, not a curated record.
CGGCCCUUAACAAAGAUGGCCGCCGCCCGGACUACGCGGGCGGGGAAAGUUUCCCUCCUCAGCCUCUCCGGUUCCGGCACCUCCGCCCUUGGCGGCACCGGAAGGCCUUUCGCGCACGGAAACUCUCCUCCUCCGCGCGGCCAGGGAGGAGGCCCCCGCGAGGAAAGGGGCCCCGCUCAGGCCCGCCGCGGAGCACGCCGGGAGUCCCCGCCGCGGCCAAUCGGCGGCGGCGGUCGCGGGGCAUGCCGGGAGUCUGGCCAAGGCCGGAGAGCCGCGCCGAGGGCCGCGCGGUGCAUGGUGGACUGCAGGAGUCCGGACAGCUCUUCGCUGAGCAGCUCUCCCCCUUUGCGGGGCCUGGGAUCCUCCCCGCCGCCUGAGCCUCCCCCCCCUCUGCACCCCUCCAUGAUCGGCUCGGCCAUGACCAGCUCCAUCGGUGGGCUUGGCUCCCCCUUCCCGGUCAUCAGCUCCUCCAUGGGCUCCCCGGGGCUCCCGGCCACCCCUUCCAUCGGCUACGGGCCCGUCAGCAGCCCCCAAAUCAACUCCACAGUCAACCUGUCCGGCCUCCACUCGGUCAGCAGCUCGGAAGACGUGAAGCCUCCGGUGGGCAUGAGGGUCCUGCCAGGGCACCCCCACAGCGGCCUGGUGCCCGGGAAGCGGCUCUGCGCCAUCUGUGGGGACCGGUCUUCAGGGAAGCACUACGGGGUCUACAGCUGCGAGGGCUGCAAGGGCUUCUUCAAGCGCACCAUCCGGAAGGACCUCACCUACACCUGUCGCGACAACAAGGACUGCAUCGUUGACAAGCGCCAGCGCAACCGAUGCCAGUACUGCCGCUACCAGAAGUGCCUGGCCACCGGCAUGAAGCGCGAAGCCGUGCAGGAGGAGCGCCAGCGGGGCAAGGAGAAGGACGGGGAGGGGGAGCUGGCUGGCACCGGCGCCAACGAGGACAUGCCGGUGGAGAAGAUCCUGGAGGCCGAGCUGGCCGUGGAGCAGAAGUCAGACCAAGGCGUUGACGGAGCCGGCACGGGGGGCAGCUCGGUGAGUUGGGGAAGGGGAGCAGCGGGAUCAGAGCGGUCCCUCCACCACCCCACCGAAACAGACGAGCCCAAUGACCCGGUGACCAACAUCUGCCAGGCUGCGGACAAGCAGCUCUUCACCCUGGUGGAAUGGGCCAAGCGCAUCCCCCACUUCUCGGAGCUGCCCCUGGACGACCAGGUCAUCCUGCUCCGGGCCGGCUGGAACGAGCUGCUGAUCGCCUCUUUCUCCCACCGGUCCAUUUCGGUGAAGGACGGGAUUCUGCUGGCCACCGGGCUGCACGUCCAUCGCAACAGCGCCCACAGUGCCGGCGUGGGGGCCAUCUUCGACAGGGUGCUGACCGAACUGGUGUCCAAGAUGCGCGACAUGCGGAUGGACAAGACGGAGCUGGGCUGCCUGCGUGCCAUCAUCCUCUUCAACCCAGACGCCAAGGGCCUCUCCAACCCCGGGGAGGUGGAGCUGCUGCGCGAGAAAGUCUACGCCUCGCUGGAGUCCUACUGCAAGCAGAAGUACCCGGAUCAGCAGGGGAGGUUUGCCAAGCUGCUGCUCCGUCUGCCUGCCCUGCGGUCCAUCGGGCUGAAGUGCCUGGAGCACCUCUUCUUCUUCAAGCUGAUCGGGGACACCCCCAUCGACACUUUCCUCAUGGAGAUGCUGGAAGCCCCCCACCAGAUGUCCUGACCCCACCCCCCACCCCAAGGACCGGAGGAUUGCUGCCAAGAAGGCCGGGAGCUCACCCACCCACCCACCCACCCACGCACGGUGCUCUGUGUUGAGGCCGGGGGCUGUACUUCCCAGCCACAGUGGGGUGGGGGCUAGCCCCCUCCCCGCCUUUGCAUAAAUCACGGGGUCCCCCUCAGCCAGCCUCUGAGUGCUGGGGGGGGUCCUCGCCCGGGAAAGGGGCUCCCUGUAACGCUGCUCCUCCCAAUCGGUUUGCGUGAGACGCCUCCUGGGCUGGGGGAGGGAUGUGCCAGGGCUCCUCCCCCCCCCUCCAUUGCAGCUUGGGAAGUGCCCCCCCCCCCCAGCCGGCUUUUUGGCACUGGGUUUCUGGCAGCCCCGUUCCGGUUCUGAAGUGGUUCCCGUUUCUUGUGGGGGGGGGCUUCAUUGAGUUCCCCCCCUCCUCUUCUGGCUUAGCACUUUGACUGUAUCGGCCCUCAUCUAUGCAAGGGGCACGGCCUGGUGGGGGGGGGACAGAGCACGCCCUCAUGCCAGACAGCCUGCUCGCCCCCUCCUGGCACAGGGGAGCCCACUGCCCCACGUCCUUGGGGUGCCCAGGGGCUGAGCUCCCCCUCUCACCCCCAAGAGGGUCGGGGGCUGCCCUGACUGUGGCCGAAUUGGAAGCCCCUCCCUGCCCCACCCCCUCCCCUCCCUUGGCUGAUGCCCUUCCCUCGCGCUCUGAGCACUGGCUUUGUAAGGCCUGAGGGGGUGGAGAGGGGGGGGGUCUCCCUCUCAGUCUCCCCCUGACUACAGGCUUCCUUCCCCCCUCCCCCAUUUAUGUGACCUCCCCCAAAGACCCACUUUGGGGGAGCUGUUGGUUUAAUCAGCCUGCUUUUUCCAAAGGGCAAAUCGUUUGCGCCCCCCCCUCCCCCCGCUUUGUUUCUCUUCCUUCCCCCAUUUUAAUUGUUUGGGCGCCCGGGGCACUCUCUUUGCUCCCCCUCCGCCUUACCCUCAAUCAGGAAUGCAGAACUUCUGAGCAUGUGCAGAGUGCCAGGCUGCGAUGUCGCCAGAGGCUGCCCGGCUAUUAUGGAAGAGAUGGACCUCCGCCCUUUGAGGGGAGGGGGGGGCACGGAUGUUGAAACUUUGGGGGGCUCCCUGAGCAUCCCCUGGAGGGCGGCCACAGGCGGUUGGAAGUGGGCCACGGGGUUCCCCAGCCCAGGCGAGACCGGCGUUCCCGCCGCCUGCAAGCCGGGUCCUCGGACGGCCACCUCUGUGCAACGGACUACGUUUCAGUCGUUUGGAAUCCUAGUUAGGUUUCUCUGUGGCUUCUGCUCAAACCUGGUUAAUAAAAAACACAGCUGUUGUGUUUGCAUUACGUACCACGCAAAUAAACCAUGCAUUGUGGUUUUAA